AUGACUGAUAACGCCGUUUAUUAUAACGACGCCAAAGACUGGGAAGAUUGGCAGAUGGAAUUCCGCAAACGAGCGGAAGGCGAAGACGUCUGGCAGUAUAUCGAGCCGACUAGCGACCUUCCGUGGCCGCAAGAGCCUACGCCACCGAAUAUCGCGGACUACUACUCCAGACGAUCAGGCGAGGAAUACGCGAGUCACCGGAUGGAAGACGCUCGAAUCGCCUUUAAGAAUUAUCUCCGAUCAGCUCCAAAGAAGGAAGCAGGGCUCGAGAAGUGGAUCGUCAGAUGGAAAGAGCUCAUGGCUGAAGUCGAAGAAACGGCGCCACUCUGGGCAUCGAAUUACCGACUGAACAAGCUAGAUGCAGUGAACAAUCGCGAAGUCAGCUAUCGCGAAGUGGCAACGAAUCUGUUGAGGGAAAUCGCCAAUAGACGCAACCGCAGCGCGGUUCCAAGAGGCAGCUACAAGGCCGGCUUCUUGACUCUCCACGGUCAGCAGGCUAAUCAGGACGAUAUCGACCAAGAUGACCGCGAUACUUAG
Messenger RNA from Fusarium vanettenii 77-13-4, 537 nucleotides. RefSeq lists its product as uncharacterized. The record is from RefSeq and is a predicted model, not a curated record. The transcript is spliced from 4 exons. Lineage: Eukaryota; Fungi; Ascomycota; Sordariomycetes; Hypocreales; Nectriaceae. Bases 1 to 537 code for a protein of 178 amino acids.